UGCUGAGUGUCUGCACUGGGAACAUGCAACCCUGCUGUGAACAUGAAGACACAGGCUUGCUGCUCCAGGCAGUGCCUGAGGAACAGAAUUAUGGAGCUGCUGCAGCAGAUGGGACACAGUGUUCAUCAGAGUCUGUGUCCAGAAACAGUCCAGCAAAGAGGGAUUGGCUAGUAGUUGCUGUACUGUGCUUUGGGAAUUUAAUAAAUUUCAUGGAUUGGUUCAUUGUGCCAGGGAUCCUGUUGGAUAUACAGAAAUAUUUUGGGCUUAGCGAUGGGAAGACAGGUCUSCUGCAAACAGUCUUCACCUUGUGUUACAUGCUGGCUGCCCCCAUCUUUGGAUACCUUGGAGACCGCUACAACAGGAAAAUCAUCCUUGGAGCUGGGAUUUUCUUCUGGUCUGGUGUAACCUUAGGAAGUUCAUUCAUCACUGAGUCGUAUUACAGGAUAUUUGUUCUUUCACGAGGACUGGUUGGCAUUGGCUCUGCCAGUUACUCCACUAUAGCACCUACCAUCAUUGCAGACCUGUUUGAGGAAGGAAAAAGGACCACAGUGUUAUCUAUCUUCUACAUCUUCAUUCCAGUGGGAAGUGGCUGUGGUUAUAUGCUGGCAGCUGGCAUGGCAAAAAGCACAGGUGACUGGCAUUGGGCAUUCAGGGUAACUCCUUGUAUGGGAGGUCUGGCACUGCUUCUCCUGAUUCUACUGGUCCCUCACAGGAUCCAGAGGAAGACAGCUGCACACAGAGCUCUGAGCAUCUCUGGCACAAUACAAAGAGCCGAUGAGAAGCCAGAUGUACACAGAACUGCCAGAACUACUUGGUGUCAAGAUGUGGGGUCACUUGCCAAGAACUGUAGUUUUGUCUGUUCCUCACUGGGUCUGACUGCCAUGGCCUUUAUCACUGGAGCCCUGGGAAUGUGGGUGCCACUGUUUCUGUACAGGGCUCAGGUUGUCCAGGGCAUUGUCCCACCAUGUCUCCAAGAGUCAUGCAAUUCAUCUAACAGCCUAAUAUUUGGAGGCAUCACCAUUGGGACAGGAAUCUUGGGUGUUAUUGCUGGAGCAGAAGCCGCAAGACGAUUAAGGAAGAUAAACAACAAAGCUGAUCCUCUGAUCUGUGCCACAAGCAUGUUCAUUUCUGCCUUGUGCCUCUACAUAGCUCUGAUGGUGGCCCAGACAAACAUCCUUUCCACUUUUAUUUUUAUUGCAUUUGGAGAACUGUUUUUGUCUGUAAACUGGGCUGUUGUCACAGACAUACUGCUGUACGUGGUGACACCAAGGCGACAGUCCACAGCCAUUGCCCUGCAGAUUUUGGUGAGCCAUUUGCUGGGAGAUGCAGGCAGCCCAUACCUCAUCGGGGUUAUCUCCAAUGCUAUCCAGGCCAAGAACACCCCAUCAUUGCAGUGGAGUUUCUGGAGCAUGCAGUACAGCUUCAUCAUCUGUACUUUUGUUGGGGUCUUUGGAGGAGGCUUUUUCCUCCUGACAUCUUUCUGUAUCGAGGAAGAUCGGAAAGAAGCGCAAAGGCUCUGAGGUGUCUGUGUGUCUUUAUAACUUUAAACCUGGGUAUGGUGACCUGUUUGGACACCAGCCCUGGUAUUGUCUCUGAAACAUUAGACCAUGUUAAUGUCUGCCUUAUGGUAAUGCCAUGUCAGUCUAUAAAAAUGAUAAGGGCAAAAUCCCAGCAGUCUCAGAUUAAACAAACUUCCCACAUUGAGUAAAACAGACCACGGAGCUCAAAAGCAAAAUUGCUGUUAGUGCAAAAUGCUGGAACACAUGGAAAUAACAUCCUUUACUGUCAUGCACCCCUGCAAACUWCAUGGAAGAUGAGGUUCUUUUUCUACUCUGGUCUUUCUCAGCCCUUUAGAACCAGUCCUGGCUCUCUGUAGCACUUCUCCCUCCUACCUGAAAGAAAUCAUAUUCAAAAUGUAAAAGACUUAGAAAAAAACUGUUGAAUUGGACAGAGCCCUGUCCUCAAGCACCUGGAUUCUUACAGCCUCUUUGUGCCCUGACUUGGUUUUCUAGAUACUAGCAAUGAACUUUUCCUCAGAGGAAGAUGAACUCUGGGGCGAGAUUUGCACAGAAGAACAUCCUGCCUUUUUUUCUUUCCUUUUUGCUUAAUGAGAUAUAGCUGGGGAAARGGCCAAAUCACGAUUCCUCCAUAUGGCAGAAAAUCCUGCAUACUGACUUUUUGGGAUACUUUUGACUGCAAGUCAAAAAUUGCUCGUGCAUUGGCAUAUGGCAACCCUCCUCCCCCAAUCUGCAACCAGGCCCUUGUCCUCUCUGGGGCUUGGGAGCUCCAGGGGGYGUUUUAUAGAGCUGUCACCAGCAUGACUGCUGAUCUCAAUGAGGCAGGAGCUUUCAAGGCAUGUCUUCUGGAGAUUAGGGAGACCUAUGAGUUCUCAGCAGGAUGAGAUUUGCCUGUAAAUUUGGAAAAUGUCAAUAGUACAAAGCAUGUUUUCAGUGGUUUGAAACGACCAAGAGAAGCAGAAACUAUCAAAGUCAUGUCAGAUUCAAGACAGGAGGGUUGUUAUAAUUUUAUAUCUAACAUGUUAAUGGCCUCUUCCUAAUCCUUUGAAGCUCUUCAGUGUAUUCUCAGGCCUUGAGUAAGUAUCUCCUCUCAUCAGUGAGCAGUAGUACCUGUAAAAGCACUUUAAAAUAACUGUCCAUUUGAACUCCUGUCUCCAAAGUGAAGGGGAUUUGGGAUGUGGUAUCUGUUGUCACAGUAUCAUGCCAGGUAUCAAACAGGACAUGACCAGUGUGGCCAACUUCCAUUGUUUGUCAUGGUGUAGUUCCCAGGAGCAUCUUAAAGCCAAAGCCUGAGGAAAAUAUUGGCAAGUGAAUUGUAAAAUGUUAUGAAAUCUUGCCUCAAUCUCCCAGCAAAUCAAAAGGAUCAUAAAGCACAAUAUUUCUGUAAUGACUGUGAAUGUCUAAUGUCACUGUAAAGAGCAUAAUUCAGCUACUGCAGGUUUUUGUUUUUCCCUCUGUCUACCUCAUUUUUAAAAAUCUGUUCUGAAAUCUGACUUAAAUCUAGAUAGUGAAAUGUGACCAUUAUGGGAAAUAAUAAAGAAACUUUGUGAUA
Molecule: messenger RNA, 3069 nt
Organism: Malurus melanocephalus (red-backed fairy wren)
Lineage: Eukaryota; Metazoa; Chordata; Aves; Passeriformes; Maluridae
Product: protein spinster homolog 3-like
Exons: 11
Coding region: 24-1520 (498 amino acids)
Biological process (GO): transmembrane transport
Cellular component (GO): membrane
Molecular function (GO): transmembrane transporter activity
Source: RefSeq, a predicted model, not a curated record